GUGUUUGUGAUGCCCUGUGCCACAGCCCACAUGCUGCUGAACCUUCAAUACCUGGACCUGUCCGACAACCUGCUGACCGACCUGACUCUGACUGAGACGCUGUGCAACGGUGACGGCACGCUGAAGGACCUCCGAGUCUUAAACGUCAGCGGAAAUGCUCUGAAGUCUUUGUCCACGGUGAGCCGGCUGGUGACGAAUCUCUCCAAACUGACCCACCUGGACGUCAGCAGGAACGGAUUCAUCUCCAUGCCCGGGGGCUGCUCCUGGCCUUCCACCCUGCGAUACCUCAACAUCUCCUGGGCCAAACUCACAACCAUCUCACCCUGUCUACCCGAAACUCUGGAGGUUUUGGAUCUGAGCAACAACGAUCUAAAAGCCUUCAUUCUGAUCCUUCCUGCCCUGAGAGAGCUCCAUCUCUCUGGGAACAAGAUACUGAGCCUUCCCCCUGGAUGGAUGUUCCCAAACCUGCAAACACUGACCAUACAGGUGAGGACCAAUCUUAAUAUUUCUUAUU
Notothenia coriiceps (black rockcod) is the source of this 514-nucleotide messenger RNA. Its product is annotated as toll-like receptor 2. Gene Ontology annotation, cellular component: external side of plasma membrane; membrane raft; lipopolysaccharide receptor complex. The record is from RefSeq and is a predicted model, not a curated record. Gene Ontology annotation, biological process: toll-like receptor 4 signaling pathway; positive regulation of cytokine production; cellular response to lipopolysaccharide. The annotation marks the transcript as partial. The transcript has 3 exons. NCBI's taxonomy places the organism in Eukaryota, Metazoa, Chordata, Actinopteri, Perciformes, Nototheniidae. Gene Ontology annotation, molecular function: protein binding; lipopolysaccharide binding.